This is a messenger RNA of Trichobilharzia szidati, 880 nucleotides long. The record is from the annotation of a GenBank genome assembly. NCBI's taxonomy places the organism in Eukaryota, Metazoa, Platyhelminthes, Trematoda, Strigeidida, Schistosomatidae.
AUGGAUUUUGUGAAGCAAAUUGUUGGUUGGCAUGAUCCCAUCAAAUCAGGAAUUGUCGCGGCUGUUGGGUUGACAGCCCUUUUGAGUCUGUCAUGCAUGUCCCUAAUAUCUUUUAUCGCCUACGCCGGGAUGUCGUUAAUAUGCUGCACCACGGCUUCUAAGCUUUAUAAUGCUAUUACUCUUCCAUUUAAAUCAAAUUCAUCUAAAGAUCCAUUUAAAUAUUGGCUUGAAUUGAAAAUCACUUUGCCAGAAGAAAAGAUUGCCGAGUGUGUCCCAGCUUUGUGUGAAAAGUUGUCCGAAAAUUUGAAUUAUUUACGUCGCGUGAUUUGGUUGCAAGACUACUUUGAGACUGCUAAGUUCGUUGUGUGUUUAUACCUACUUUCGGUAGUAGGUUCUUGGUUUAAUUUGCUCACCGUGAUAACCAUCGGGUUUGUUCUCGGUAUGACUUGUCCUAAAUUAUAUUUAUUAUACAAGCCCCAGUUUGACGCAGCAUUCCAAAUGACUAAGAAGACAGUGAUCAGUAUGCUUGAAUUCGCUGAAGCGAAACUACCGCGGCUUCGUAGGAAGUCUCACCUGUGAUCAAGCCUACCUCAUCAGGAGGAGAUACAUUACAUUCUAUGUACAAUUUGCUUCCUUCCCUGAUCUCCUGUUCCUCUUUCGAAACCGAUGAGCACUCAUCAUAUCAGAUAGACAGUGUUGAUAUUAGAAUGGCCGUUUAUCAACGAAUGUUUCAUGACAAUUCCGCUUCUUCUUCUCCGUCUUCCCUUACUUCUUCUUCUCCUUCGUCUUCUUCUUCUGCUCCUCCUCUUCACAUGUAUUCCCUUUUGAUGAGAGAGAUAUGUAAAAUUGUGUUCAAUAAAGCGAUUGCAAUUGCCAUGGA